This is a messenger RNA of Penicillium subrubescens, 1875 nucleotides long. RefSeq names its product F-box domain protein (gene fbx15). Bases 1 to 1875 code for a protein of 624 amino acids. Gene Ontology annotation, molecular function: protein binding. Lineage: Eukaryota; Fungi; Ascomycota; Eurotiomycetes; Eurotiales; Aspergillaceae. The record is from RefSeq and is a predicted model, not a curated record. The transcript has 3 exons.
AUGGCAUCAGCCUCAUGUCCUCCUUCAACGCUCGACUCCCUCCCAUUCGAUGUCUUUUAUCAGAUCGCCACGUUGCUGGACGACCGCGACUGCAUUCAUCUGAGCCGCACCAACCGCGCCAUCCAUGAAUUAAUGCAAAGUGACCUGAUUGCCCGCAAAACUGUCGAGAGUGUCCUUGCCCACAGCAAGGAGGGCCGCGCCGCUGUGGCGGCCCAGUCCGGCUACCGCAAGGCUGUCGGGCACCGCUUCGAUAUCCAUGAAGCGAUCGCCACGGCAUCCCCAUAUGCAGCCGCGAUGCUGGCAUAUGCGGUUGACUUUGUGUACCACCAAGGCAUUCUCUGCUAUCGCGUUGGGCAUGAAAUGCGUUUGCUCAAUGUGCAUCGUGGGGCUUGCCAGGAGCAGGUACUAAAUCUAUACGAGGUCAUUCCUCGGCUGGACACUGGCUUGCAGGAGUCACUUGUUCCCGACCCCGCGGACAGGGUUCAACUUCUCCAUUACAGUAAUGGAAUUGUCGUGUUCCGGCUCGAGGGUAUCGAUGGCCAAGUUGACAAGGUGGUUGCCAUUGACAUGGCUCCCCAGCAGACUCGCCGUAAGCGAUUACUCCUGCAAAGGCCUAUUCCAUCAGAUGUCCCAGUAAUUGUGCGACACAGUCGCUCAUAUCUGUGGUAUGCCAUCUUUAUGGAGACGCUCGGUUCUCAGGGAACCUGGCUAUGUUGCGGAGUAGAUCUGGCCACCGGUGAAACGAUCCAGUUUCAUCUAGAUCAUGCCGCAGGCGGGGAACUUGGCCAGACUCUCUGCUUCGAUAUUCACCAGGACCAUUUCUAUGCAAUUUCCACACAAGUCAGCUCGGAGGAAGAUGAGCGAUUUUCUUCAUUCUACCACUGGGCUUGUUAUGCGCCCCGGCAAAAGGCCCGGAAAUGGAGUGGCCGUCUCUGGCGUCGCGAGCAUCGCGAAGGACCUAUCAACGAAAUGUGGACGGAUCUUUCUAUCCGUAAAGACGAAACCACCGGGCGCCCAAUGAUUAUUGAAAGUCUGAAAAUCACCGAACAACUUAUAUUGAACCCCUAUCCACACCUGCAGAAUUACAAGCCGAACACCCCGAAGGGGACAUCAAAACCCCCGACUUGGAGUGACGACUCUGAGGACGAAGAUUCCGGACCAAGCAAAGACCCGGUCAUCGGUCAGACAUACGAUCAUCGCCCUGAGAAACGUCUUCGACGAAACUACCACCCCGAACACGAACUCGGUGACGAUCCAAACGAGCGGCAGGAAUUCAUUCACGCAUACACUAAACAUCACUCCUACGACCUCGCCAGCUCCACAUUCGUCGACCUAGUCAACGAUCCCACUCCCCAUUCAGACGGUGUCCGCGUACGAGAUCGUCUCCGCCUCCGAACAGUCUCGCGCAAGCGGAAAUGCCCCAUCGACGAAGAGGGCAUCGCCGGCGAAGACGGUCUUCUCUUCCUACCCACUCAAAUCGAUACCAACGGCCUCCCCGUUAAAAAUUCAGAGGAACGAUUCGUCUCCCGUGGCGUGCACAUGUGGCCAUCAGAAGACGCCCCGGCUGAACUACACCACCUCCUCUGUCCAGACAAGCGCUCCGGCACAGUGAACACCAUCGCAGACGAACGAUCCCUCAUAUACUCCAUCUCUUGUCCAGGCUUACCAGCCGGUCACAAAGCACUUAUCCUUAUCAGUUUCGAUCCCACGCUUCACAUUCCCACACUCACGCCGCUGCGCUCAUUGCAGACUCCGGGUUCGUUGGGAAAUGCCUUCCCGGUGGCUGUGCCUACGCCAAAGGCUUCUAGUGGAGGUCUGAUCAGACAGUCUGAUCCGCUUUAUCAAGCUAUUAACCGGGGGUAUUGGCUGCGAUGA